Molecule: messenger RNA, 930 nt
Organism: Anthostomella pinea
Lineage: Eukaryota; Fungi; Ascomycota; Sordariomycetes; Xylariales; Xylariaceae
Source: the annotation of a GenBank genome assembly
AUGUCCACACCCGCCCCGCCAUCUCGUCAGGAUGCUUCAGGCGGACACAGCAUUAGAAGCAUAGAGAAAGUGUCGACCACCAUGACAUUCAUUGAGCCGUGGGAUCAAAAGGCCAAGGGCAACCCUUUCUACCGAUCUGCAGCAGCUCCCGGCAUGGAGACUGUCAAUUUCAACUGGGUCGAUGACCAAGUAACUGUGUCCAAUGCCAGAACGGUUCGGGAUGAGUUCACCUUGGACCGCAAUGGCUUUGCCUACGUGGAAGAUCCCGGGACUCUUGAUUCGAAUCUCUUAGAGGCUCUUCGUGGCGCUAAAGAGGGGGCGGUCGAGCGUCUAUAUUACCCGAAAGUCGAAUCCCUAAUCAUGAGCAUAACGGGCGCAUCGCGCGUGAUUGUUUUCGAUCACACCUUGCGCAAGCGGGACCCAGGCCGUGACAGUAAGGACAACACGGACGGAAAGGAGCAGCCUGCUACAACGGUGCACUGCGACCAGUCCGGGAAGGGCUCACUCAGGAGACUUCGCCAAAACCUCGCCGCACAUGAAGACUACGAGUCUAUAUUGAAAGGCCGUGUGCAGAUGAUUAAUGUUUGGCGUCCAUUGAACGGCCCAGUGGUUGAUUGGCCCUUGGCGCAGAUGGACUACACGACACUCGAUCCCAAGCAUGUCCAUCCGUGUGACUUGUGGCGCGGAGAGUACGAGGAGCGCGGGCAGACGGUCACCAUAGAGCACGACCCUGGACAGCGCUGGUGGUACUUGGGUGGUCAUAGUACAGAGGAGGUGACGCUGCUGAAAAUAUGGGACAGCUGGGGUCAUCGUGGCGUUGCCGACGUCUGCGCUCACGCGGCUUUCAAGCACCCUGACACCCCUGCAGAUGCUGCUCCGAGAGAGAGUGUGGAAGUUCGCUGCCUGGCGUUGCAUGAGCCUGGUAGAUGA